Molecule: messenger RNA, 1476 nt
Organism: Rhododendron vialii
Lineage: Eukaryota; Viridiplantae; Streptophyta; Magnoliopsida; Ericales; Ericaceae
Product: NAC domain-containing protein 79
Exons: 3
Coding region: 222-1211 (329 amino acids)
Biological process (GO): regulation of DNA-templated transcription
Molecular function (GO): DNA binding
Source: RefSeq, a predicted model, not a curated record
UCUUUGUCAACAUGUUAGCUGUAAUUAAAAUCCUAAAGAAAGACUAGAAAUGGCUGCUUCUUCUUGAAGGGUGAGGUACAGGAGAACAAGUACACACCAUUAAUAAGGAAACUCAGUGCUCCGUAUUUCUGGUCCAAUCCUUCCACUUUUGGCUCUCAAGGAAAUCCAAGAACUUAACUAGCUAGCCAGGUUGGGUUCUUUACUUUACUUGAGAGUGGAAAAUGAUGGGGGAAAACCUUCCUCCAGGGUUUAGGUUUCAUCCAACAGAUGAAGAACUCAUCACUUAUUAUCUGAAUACCAAGGUUUCCGAUUUUAGCUUCACGUCGCGAGCUAUUGUCGAUGUUGAUCUCAACAAGUGUGAACCUUGGGAUCUACCAGCCAAAGCAUCCAUGGGGGAAAAGGAAUGGUACUUCUUUAGCUUGAGAGACCGAAAAUACCCGACCGGAUUGAGAACCAAUCGAGCCACAGAAGCGGGCUACUGGAAAACAACCGGCAAGGACAAGGAGAUCUUCCGCGGCGGAGUCUUGGUUGGGAUGAAGAAAACCCUGGUGUUCUACAGAGGUAGAGCUCCCAAAGGUGAAAAGACAAACUGGGUUAUGCAUGAGUACAGGCUUGAAACCAAGCUAGGUUUCAAACCAACUAAGGAGGAAUGGGUGGUAUGUAGGGUUUUCCACAAGUGCUCAACUGUGAAGAAACCCCAACAGACACAAUCCUCCCAACCAUCAUUCGUCGACUCUCCUGGCGACACAAACACCGUCACGAACGAGUUCGGCGACAUCGAACUACCGAAUCUGAACAGCAUCGCUAACUCAUCGAGCGCGAUGAGCAACAUUUCGCUACAGAAUUACAACAGCGGCGGGGACAUGGUCAAUUCCAACAUGAACAUGAACCUUAACAUGAACUGGCCCGCGGCAAGGGAAGCAACAAGCAAUGCCAUUAAUCAAACACUUUCUUCAUGGCCUUCCAGCUUAUUAAACCCGAACCUGUCCGUGAAUUCCUUGCUUCUUAGGGCAUUGCAACUUAGGAGUUACCAGCAAAGAGAAGCGACAAACAAUAUUGAUUACUCGUACAUGCCCCCGGGGAUUUCUCAAUUCGGGACCGAUUUUAGUUCGAACUUCCCGGCGGCCGGUUCUGCUUCCUCUAAAGUUUUAGAUUCUGUGCAGCAGCAGCAGCCUCAGGAGCAACCAUUCAAUUUGGACUCCAUUUGGUAAAAAAAGGUUGACAUGAAGAGUCAGAAAACUAACAGCAGCUUUGUAAACUUGUUUCAAAUGUAUUUUGUCUUUUCAAUUGUGUAGAAAAUAAAUUUGGAACUGCUAGGUGAUGGGGCAAAGCUCAUAUCUUGCACAUGUAAGUUGUUGUAGUUACUUGUAACAUGGGGGAAAAAACCCUCUCUAUCCAUUAUUUUUCCUUUUUAUGUUGUUGCAUUUAUGCAUGCAUGCUAUAGCUGUCCAUUUUCAAUGCAAAGUUACUUUUGUC